AUGUCAUACCCACGCGUCGUCCUCAGCGCUACCCCCUCCGCCUCCCGCGGCGAACUAGUCGCAAAACUCAAGUUCUUUUUCCAAGAGGCCUCCACACUCUCCCCCCACGAAUUCGACGCCUGGUUCUUCGCUCUCACCAUCGAUGAUCGCGCCAUCGUCCACGAUAUCCUCCAACCGCUGCACACCAACUGGCCCAGUCAAGUCGAAUACCCCAACGUUAUCGCGUUGGUGCACUGGCUACGUGAGCACCGUGCCGAGUACCGUGCAGAACGAGCUGCUGCCGUUGCGGAUGGCGCUUCAGAGCAGGAGGCAGAGGGAGGAGACGAGAACUUGACAGUGGAGGGGGUCAUGAAGAUGAUUGAACAAGUCUUGGCAGCUCAGCAGGCAGAAGCGGCAGCUGCGCCUACCGUACCUGAGCCCGAACCUCCUGUUCCUGAACCCACCUGCCCUGGAGGUAUCGACGAGGAGCCGCAGCCGCAGCCCAUUCAUCCUCACCCAUAUCCUGUUGAUGGAAUGGAUGUCCUGGCCGUCCUCGUCAUGGUCCUGGCUCCGGCAUGCUUGGUACGUCUCCUGAUGAUCUUGUUUCUACUCCAGGUUCUGCGACAGGCCUCUAAUGAACAACUUACAACGAUAAUAACCAAUCUCAACAACACAAUACCAACAAUGUCCAACAACAACAACAACAACACCACCCCCGCCAGCGACGCCACCAUGGCCGAGCGUCUAGCCUACUACGAGAAGUCCUGCAAGCGAGCAGAGAAGCGCAUCGAGAAGAAGAAAGCUCUCGUCGCCAAGUUGGAUGAUGAACAUGCGGCCCUGAGAAAGCAGCUCAGCGAAGCCAAGCUCGCACCGACUCUAGACAUGAAGCGCAUCGAAACCCUGGAUGAGAAGAUUAAAGAGAACGAUGCAGAGCUUGAGAUGGAGUUUGAGCGACACGAAGAGCUGUGCAAGGACUACCAGAAGCUGAUCGAUAUGAAGAACCUGCCGGAGGCCGAGUUCAUCGCUAGUAUUACGGAGUAUGAGAACGCGGAACCGGAGCGUGACGGUGGCGAUGGCGAGGGUGGAGAGGGCGAGGAAAAGGAGGCUUAG
This is a messenger RNA of Alternaria viburni, 1089 nucleotides long. RefSeq lists its product as uncharacterized. Lineage: Eukaryota; Fungi; Ascomycota; Dothideomycetes; Pleosporales; Pleosporaceae. The transcript has 2 exons. Bases 1 to 1089 code for a protein of 362 amino acids. The record is from RefSeq and is a predicted model, not a curated record.